GGUUACAUUUCUGCAUCUUUUUUAUUGUCACACUUUGUUACUGAAUUCUACUGUGUGUGUGUUAUUUCCACACUUAAUGCUGUCUUGUAUUGUUUUUUUUUUGUUGUACAACAAAAAGAGGAAAAAUGAAGGGCAGAAAAGGUGACAAUGUUGAAAUAAAGUGCCUUUUGGGGGUGGGCAGUAAUGUCAAAAGCAGAAGCAGCAAAUUUCCUGCCUUUCGAAAUCACAAACAGUCUCCAAGACGUCAGCGAUGGAUGCGGACGUAAUGACCACGCCGGCGCCGGGCGGCGGGCCGGGCGUCGGCGGCGGGUGCCCGCCGGUGGGCAUCCAGCUGGAGGGCGCGAUCCUCCCCCCGGUGCUGACCGUGGACGUGGUCCUGGGCCUGCUGGGCAACACGGUGGCUCUGUGGAUCUUCUGCUUCCGGAUCAAGUCGUGGAACGCCAACAUCGUGUUCCUGUUCAACCUGGUUCUGGCCGACUUCCUGGCGCUGGUCAGCCUCCCGCUGCGCAUCGACGCGCUUCUGCGGGGCCACUGGGUGUUCGGCGACGUCGUGUGCCGCCUCAACCUCUUCCUGAUGUUCACCAACCGCACCGCCAGCAUCGCGCUCAUGACCGUCGUCGCCUUCUACCGAUACUUCAAGGCAUCAUCAUCCUGGUGGCGAUGCACCGGGUCCUGACGGUGGUGGAGUUCUUCAUCGCGCUGGCUUUGCUUCUCUUCUGCUCGGUGCGGAUUUCCUGCUUUCUGAAGCGGCGGCAGAUGGGCAAAGCCGACAAGGUGCGCAAGGCCAUGCGGGUGUGCGGGGCCAUCGUGGCUAUCUUCCUGGUGUGCUUCCUGCCCACCACCGUCACCACGCUGGGGCUGUGGCUGAGCCGCUCGCUGCGGCCGGGGGACUGCGCCGCCUUCUACGCGCUCACCCAGCUCACCAUCGUGUCCUUGGGGCUCAACUUCCUCAACUCCGCCCUGGACCCCAUCGUCUACGUCUUCUCCAGCUCCGUCUUCAGGAAGGAGCUCUCGGCGGCCGUCCCCCGGAGACUGCGAUGCCAGCGGCGAGAGGACGGCGAGCGGUCCGCGUCCGCGUCCACGUCGCAGUCCACCGGCCAGAUGGAGCUCGAGAAUACUUCGACAGCAACGCCUCCAAACGAGAGAUCAGAGUGGAGAGCCUCCUCAUCAGCAUCAGCAUCAUCAUCAUUCUCACUCGCAAGCUCGUAAUCAUGCGCUCCCAGCUGCUUUGCAUCAAGACAAAGGCAAAUUGCAUCAAGAUGUCAGUUUUGGAGUGCACCUUCUUCAGCUGAUAGAAUGAAACAUCGUCACCGUGGCAACCUGACUGGACCGCCAGAUGAAGGGGAGCCAUUUUUGCUCUCAAAUUCUGUCGUACUCGUUUGUACGUUGGUCAAAAUAUCAGGAGCACCUGACAGUCCGGCAUAAAACUACGCCAAAUUUGUGGCACUAUACAAAUUGUUCUGAAAUAUUAAAUUCAACUGUCUCAUACUUUACCGUUCAAUACAACUGAACUGUUCUGUUCUUUGUUUUUUUUUUAGUUUAAGCCACUAAAAUGGAGAGCUUGAACAUUUAAGAGUGAUUCUUGCCAUAACACUACACAACUGUCAUAGGGAAGUAAAAGUUAUUGAAUACAUGUCCAAGACAUACAGAUUUUAAAAUCCACUCUGACUCACAGGAAGAUGAGUGCUUUUAGGCCUGAUGUGGUCCAGUUUGCUGGUACCAAGAAGAACUGGAGCAGCAUUUUAUCUGGCCCAUUUUAAUUUUCCUCUCUAGCAGCCGAGUGUUGCGCAAAGCCUUGACAUCCUCGCGUUAGCGACACUUUCCCGCUGAAGGGCCAAAUCGGGGCCGGCGCCGCCGGUAGCGGAAAGCACAAGUGGUCCACUCUGACUUUCGUGUAGCCUCUCCAGCAAUCAGCGGCGCCAUCAGCAGACGGCGAGGAUGCAAAGCUCAUCUGGGGAGAUGACACUCUUCAGACGUGUGGGAGAGACGCAUCAUAACGGUUUAGGACUCGCCCGCACGCCAAAGAGGUUCGUCAACAAAACUCCACCUGCGGCAGCAAACGCCUCACUGCUGUCCAAUCGCCUGGCAGGGUCCGCAGAGCGACUGAAACAGCAGUUGAGGACAAAAAGACUGGAUGCCAAGGCGGCCGGUUGCGGGCAUGCAUGCUUGAGGGGGAGCGCAGAAAUGCUAAGGGAGCACCGUGUGAUAGCAUGUGCCAUGCAUGUGCGUUUCAGGGUCGUGUGUCGAUAACCCUGUGCCAGCUAUGGUAGGCAAAAACUUUUGGUCUGGAGAAUACCGUGCAGCCACUCCC
Molecule: messenger RNA, 2311 nt
Organism: Phyllopteryx taeniolatus (common seadragon)
Lineage: Eukaryota; Metazoa; Chordata; Actinopteri; Syngnathiformes; Syngnathidae
Product: hydroxycarboxylic acid receptor 3-like
Exons: 3
Coding region: 184-1209 (341 amino acids)
Biological process (GO): G protein-coupled receptor signaling pathway
Cellular component (GO): membrane
Molecular function (GO): G protein-coupled receptor activity
Source: RefSeq, a predicted model, not a curated record